This is a messenger RNA of Diabrotica virgifera virgifera (western corn rootworm), 4124 nucleotides long. It is a transcript of the gene Rep, whose product is annotated as rab proteins geranylgeranyltransferase component A 1. The record is from RefSeq and is a predicted model, not a curated record. The transcript has a single exon. Gene Ontology annotation, molecular function: GDP-dissociation inhibitor activity. Gene Ontology annotation, biological process: vesicle-mediated transport; small GTPase-mediated signal transduction; protein geranylgeranylation. The coding region runs from base 72 to 1742 and encodes 556 amino acids. NCBI's taxonomy places the organism in Eukaryota, Metazoa, Arthropoda, Insecta, Coleoptera, Chrysomelidae. Gene Ontology annotation, cellular component: cytoplasm; Rab-protein geranylgeranyltransferase complex; nucleus.
AUUGUAUGAUGUUGUCAAUGGUUGUUGUGAUGGUGUCAAUGGAUAAAAUUUAAGAAAAUCAUAUUGUUACAAUGGAUUACGAAUUUCCCACAGAUUUUGAUAUAGUAAUAGUGGGAACAGGAAUAAUAGAAUCUAUAAUAUCGGCGGCUGCAAGUCGUGUAGGAAAACGAGUGUUACAUGUUGAUGAAAAGGAAUAUUAUGGUGGGCACUGGGCUUCUUUCAGCUUAGAAGCUAUUUUGGAAUUAAAGAAGUCCAAAGAAUAUCCAGUUGCUAAUGUGGAAAAUCCAGACUUAUGUUUGUUUGGAAACCAGACAUACGAUCUUAAGAAUGUUGAUUACAAAUUCCAUGUGAUACCAAAAGAAAACACCCAGUUGGAGAAACAAGAAGAUAGUGAAAAUCAAGAAAACAUCCAGUUGGAGAAACAAGAAGAUAGUGAAAAUCAAGAACAAGUGACUGAAUGUAAAGAUAAUGACGAAAAUGAACAAGUAAUAGAAAAAGAAAAACCUGAUACAGAUGUUUGGGACAAGGGGGCUUUAUUAAAAUUAUCCAGAAAAUUCAAUAUUGAUCUUACACCAAAACUUCAGUAUGCUAGAGGUCAUUUUGUAGAAUUAUUAAUAUCAUCAAAUAUAGCAAGGUAUUCAGAAUAUAGAAGUGUUAGUAGAAUACUCACAUGGUAUAAUAAAAAAUUGGACUUCUUACCUUGCUCACGUUCUGAUGUUUUUGCAAACAGUAAAGUAUCUGUGGUAGAAAAAAGAAUGUUAAUGAAGGUUUUAACGGCUUUAAAUACUGUAGAUAAACUGAAUGAGUAUGAAAACAAAACAUUCAAACAAUAUCUUACAGAUCAAAAACUAACUCCGAAUUUGAUUCAUUACCUACUUUAUGGUAUUUCAAUGAGCUCUGAUGAUACGCCAUGUGAUGUAGGUGUUGUAAAUGUGAAAAGAUUUUUAGAUAGUUUAGGACGUUUUGGGCACACUCCGUUUUUAUACUCAAUGUAUGGUAGUGGAGAAAUACCUCAAGCUUUUUGUAGACUGAGUGCUGUGUUUGGUGGCGUGUUUGCUCUAGGACAAAAUAUACAAGGUUUUACUGUGUCUGAUAAUAAAUUUAAAUCAAUAACAGUUAGGUCUCAAAACAUUCAAGCAGAGCAUCUUGUCAUGAGUAUAGAAAAAGUACCAAAACAGUUUCUUAAAUCAAACACUCAACAGUAUAUUUCCAGAUGUGUGUUAAUAACUGAUAAAUCCAUAUUAGAUAGUGAAAAAGAACACUUGACUCUAGCAUUUUAUCCUCCAGAAAAUGGAAAACCGUUUGUGAAGAUAAUUGAGCUAGGAUGUCUCACAGGUACUUGUCUAAAACCUUUAUAUCUAGUGCAUUUAUUAGCCAAACAAGGCACGACUCCACAAGAAGAUUUCAGCAGUGUUAUAGAUAGCUUGUUUGGUCAAAAUGAAGAAACAAACAUGGAAAAUGAAAAUGAGCAAAAGCCUUCAAUUCUUUGGUCUAUGUACUUUUCGCUGCCAGAUACAAAUGAUGGAGAUUUAACAGAAGGUCUUCCUGAGAAUGUGUUUGUAUGUCCUGGUCCUGAUGCAGACUUGGAUUAUGAUUAUUCAGUGAAAAAAGCAGAAGAGAUGUUUAGGCAAAUAUAUGCAGAUUUAGAUUUUCUUCCUAGAGCUCCAGAUCCAGAAGAAAUAGUGAUUGGUGAAGAAGAAGGCCAAGAAGAAACAGCUGAAGGUGAUGCUGCUAGUCCAUAGAUAACUAAUACAACUAUAGAUUUUUUAGAAUGGACUAUAGGGGCAGAAUGUUUAGUUAAACGAACAAAUACUGUGGCUAUGAUAUUUAAAAUACAAUUAUAUUAUUUUAAAUAUUAUUGCCAAAUUGUGUAGUAAAGUUUCAUUCUUUAGCAAGAAACUUUACCACGCAAGCGUCAUUAUUAGAAAAGUUUGAUAUCAUCUGCACCUUUCAGUGAUCCCAAUUUUUACUUAUUUAUUUAGUUAUACAGAGUGAGUUUUAUGUAUGGAACGCCUCAAUGAUCUCAGAAAUAGCUUUCACAAUCUUUAUAGAUUUUAGUGGGUAAGGGUUUUGUGAUGUGGCCGAUAUUAUGGUGGUAUCUGCAUUGUUACCAGAUCUUCUAUUUUUUCUGGAAAUCUAAUGAGUUUUCUUGUUUCAAAUGGGACACCUUGUAUUUGUUUUAAAUUAGUAAGUACCUACUAACUCAAAAACGAUCAACUUUAGAAAAAAAAUACAAAAUUAUAUAAAGAACGUAAAGUAAUGUCUGCCCGGGCUGAAAAAAAUUGAUUUCUAUAACUUGUUCAAAUUUUUUUUAAGUAAAUUUAGUAAUAACUCAGAAAUGACGGCAUUUAGGGUAUAGGGAAUAUUACAUGAAAAAUAAUCAGUAUAUCUUAAGGACUUCAAAACGCAAAAAAUAUAUAGGGUGACAACAAUGUAAAUACCACUAUAAGAUCGGCCGCAUUAGAAGACCCACCAAAAUCUAUAAAAAUGGAGAAAGCCGUUUCUGAGAUAAUUGAGAAGUUUGCUGAAAUUCUGUAACAUUAUGUUUAAGUUUAAUUAUUCUCACAGUAGUUGUAUAGGUAAAACAUAAGUAUAAAUUCAUAUUCUUCAUGUUCUAAUAUAUUCUCCACCCAGUUUUACCAUUGUUAACACUACCAUAUCCAAAUUUAUCUAUUUAUUUCAUAAAUAAAAAACUUUCAUGCUGUUCUAGUCUUAAAAUUUGAAAUGUGCAUUUUAAUAGGUUUUUCGUGGAUGCUUCCAUAAUAUACCAAUUUUUAUAAUAUUAAAAUUGAAUAUAGUUUAUCUAAAAAGCUAAUUAGGGUAAGGAAAAGUAUGCUGGUGAUAAAAAUGAAAAAUACUAAUAAUAUAGGAAUUUGACAACUAAGCAAGAAAUAAGUUUUGCUUUAUUAUGUUAUUUAUUAUUUGGAGUAAAUGUUUAGAAGAGUUAAUUUAACAAAAAAUGAAUAAUAAUGAUAGUAAAUGUCAAAUUGACAUAUAAACUUAUGUUAGCUAAGUUGGUGACACAGUAAGGUAUAUUGGUGAUAGUGGUUAGAACAUUAAGGGCCGGUUGUUCGAACGCUAAUCAAGAAUGAUCACUAUCAAAUAUUUAAUUACUGUCACCAAAACUGUCAAUGUCAACUUUUAUUGGGUUGCUGAAAACAUAAUUGAUUAAAAUUAUGAGAUUAGUUAAUCAAUUAACAUAACAAUUAUUAACAUAAUUGAUUAAGUAAUUUCAUAUUAUGUUUUCACCAACCCAAACAAAGUUGACAUUGACAGUUGGUGAGAGUAAUUAAAUAUUUGAUAAUGAUCAUUGCUGAUUAGCUUUCGAACAACCGGCCCUAAGGGCCGGUUGUUCGAACGCUAAUCAACAAUGAUCACUAUCAAAUAUUUAAUUACUGUCACCAAAACUGUCAAUGUCAACUUUUAUUGGGUUGCUGAAAACAUAAUUGAUUAAAAUUAUGAGAUUAGUUAAUCAAUUAACAUAACAAUUAUUAACAUAAUUGAUUAAGUAAUUUCAUAUUAUGUUUUCAGGAACCCAAACAAAGUUGACAUUGACAGUUGGUGACAGUAAUUAAAUAUUUGAUAAUGAUCAUUGUUGAUUAGCUUUCGAACAACCGGCCCUUAGUGAAACAACCACAAUUUAAGGAAUUUAACUUACCUUGGCUAAACCACGAAUUCAAUGCAGCUUUUUUAUUGAUAAUUAGUUUAUUGAAUGGUUUUAUAAAGAAAACAGCAAUUAUUCCAAUAAAUGUGUAACCAUCUCUCACGUGCAAUAAGAAAUGGCUUAAUUGUUGACUGUCGCACAACGCAACAGUCAAAACAGUAUGUUUACUAAAAGCAGGUGCGCGCAUUGCGAAAUCGUAAUAUAUGUAUGUCCUGCUUACACUCGUAACAACUUACUAGCGCUGUGUCAUGAAUGUGCUUGCAUAGGGAACUGUGUGGUAAUCUGAUUAAAAAUUAUCACCAAAUUACUUGUAUCACCAAUAUACCUUUCAUUACCUAUAGCCCUUAUUUUUUAUUAUUUAAAAAGUUUGUUAGUUACUCAGUCACUAUAAUUUUUAAACAAUGUUUACUGUCUUCAAAGCUGUUCCUUUCUUUCUUGAAAUAUACAUAUUUGUUAUUAA